AUGAACGCCAUAAAAUCUAGUUUAUAUCGCCGUUUACCUAGUUUAAUGGUAUAUCGUUCAGUUACAACAAAAAAGAAAAUACCGGAUCCAGAUGAAGAGGAACAAUUACCAAUUUUCAAAUAUCCUGUCAGUAAAAGUUCCGAUCGACGGGUUUACGUUUGGGGAAUGGCAGAAACAGGAGCCCUGGGCAUACACUUGCCUGGAAGAGGUAAAAGGGGCAAGAAAUCUUACAGAAACGACUUUUCUCUUGUUUGGUUUCCUAUGAGGUCUAGUUUUUGUGAGAGGUUUGAUGUGACACAAAUAGCAUGUGGUUAUGGCUUUACGGUUGCAGCUGUUAAAACAGAUGAACAACACAAAUUAUUUGGCACUGGAAUUAAUACAGAUUCACAGAUAGGAUAUCAUGCUCCAAGAAUAGGUCAUCCUCUAGAACUAUUGCUUAGUCCGGCACCAAUUUAUAUUCCUUACAAGUCUUUGGAAACUAAGAUUACAGGUUUGGCAGCUGGGAGAGCACAUACAGUUAUACUGACGGACAAUGAAGGAGUCUACACACUUGGCAAUAAUGCCUAUGGUCAGUGUGGCAGAAAGAUUAAUCCCAAAGAGGAAUACAGAGGGAGUAUGGUGUCUUACAAUAUAAAAAGAUUAGGAAAGGAAAACAUUAAUUAUGUGUGCUGUGGGCAAGAUCAUACUCUCUUUAUAACAGAAUCUGGAAGGGUAUAUGCUUGUGGAUGGGGUGCUGAUGGUCAAACAGGUUUGGGAACAUAUGACAAUCAAGAUAUACCAGCUCCAGUACAGGGAGAUAUAACAAGUGAGAAAAUUGUUAAAGUGACAUCAACAGUUGAUUGUGUCCUUGCAAUUAAUGACAAAGGUGAGCUUUUUGGUUGGGGUAAUUCUGAGUAUGGGCAAAUUCCAAUGACAUCAAAGUGUGAUCAAGUAAAUAAAUCAUAUGCACUGGUCAAUUUUACACGUGGACUUGGUAAAAUUGUGGACAUUGCUGCAGGAGGCUCCUUUUGUCUUAUUGUUAACGACCAAGGUGAUGUGUUUGUGUGGGGCUUUGGCUUGCUUGGACUAGGGCCUAAUGUUCAGCAUUCAACAAAUCCAAAGCAAAUACCUCCAGCCCUUUUUGGAAGAAAUGAAUUUAACCCUGAGAGUGCUGUCCAGAAAGUUGCGUGUGGAAUUGGGCACUUAGCUGCUGUUACCAAUAAUGGAGAUUUGUAUACAUGGGGACGAAAUAGGCAUGGAUGCUUAGGUUUGGGUCACACUAAAGAUCAGCAUUUUCCAUUGAAAGUUUCGAUCGGAGCUCAUGUUUUGGAUGUUAAAUGCAGUGUUGACCACACUAUAGCCUAUUGUAAGCCAUUUGUUUAA
Parnassius mnemosyne (clouded apollo) is the source of this 1362-nucleotide messenger RNA. NCBI's taxonomy places the organism in Eukaryota, Metazoa, Arthropoda, Insecta, Lepidoptera, Papilionidae. The record is from the annotation of a GenBank genome assembly.